AUGGCCAUAGAGAAGGACUAUGAUGUCUUGGAGCGCCUGGGCGAGGGAGCAUUCGGAAAAGUCUACAAGGCAAGGCACAAGAAGACGGAGGAGUUGGUCGCUGUAAAGCAGAUCAAGCUGGGUGCCAAAUCCUGGGAUGAAGCAUGCAAGUCGACAGAGCUGGCGGCUCUGCGACAGUUGCGCCAUCCCUUCAUUGUCCGACUCAAAGAGCUUUUGCGGAACCAGCUGGACGGAAGUUUGUACUACAUCUUUGAGUACAUCGACAGCGAUCUUUGCCGGCUCGUCAGGCAGAACCCAUCCGGCCUGGACGAAACCUUUGCCGCCGGUUUGGCCCGGCAGCUUUUCGCAGGCCUCGCGCACAUUCACCAACACAAUUUCUUUCAUCGUGACAUCAAGCCCGAGAACGUUCUCUAUGAGACGAAGAGGGAAGUUGUUCGAAUAGCCGACUUCGGCGAAUCCCGGUCUCUUCGAGCAAGGCCACCCUUCACGGACUAUGUGGGUACGCGAUGGUACCGAGCUCCGGAGUGUUUGCUGAGAGAUCGGGGCUAUUCCUCACCAGUGGAUGUUUGGUCUUCGGGUUUGGUUUUCGCCGAGCUUCUGCGCGGGUCUCCCGUGUUCAUGGGAUCCUCGAGCAUGGACCAGCUAUACAAGAUCUUCUCAGUCCUUGGGCAGCCAAUAUCUGAUUGGCCUGAAUUCACUCGUCUGGCAGAGGCCUGCCGGUUUCGAGUGCCAUCAUCAUCAGGUGCUGGGCUGCAGUCCGUGAUCCCCAGAGCUUCCAGCCGUGCCAUUGCCGUUCUUUCAGAGAUUCUCCUACUAAAUCCACGGCGCCGACCCAUGGCCAGGAAGGUUCUGGAGCACGGAUUCUUUUCCAUACUUCCUCCAAUGGACCUGGACCGACUGGAUACCAGUCGCUCUACGGGUGGAAACUCUGCUGCCGCCCUUUCAGCAGCAUUCUUGUCAGAGCGCUGCGACUCUCGCCACUCCUUCCAGAUGAACGAGGCACCACCGACCGGAUCUGGAACGGCACAGGCUUCUCGCCCGGAAACUCCAGUUUUGCCUCCGCCUGCGCCAGCUCCGCCGCCCAGCCGCCCGAAGAGCGAGGUCUGUGUGGACGAUGUGGAUCUGGAUGCAGAGCUGGAUAAGAUCCUUGGAGAUGCACCGCACAGGCAUGAGGACCCGGAGGUGAUCGACCCCCAAGACUUUGCGCUGCGUGCAGCUGGCAGCAAUGACAGCUUCGUCCUGGAGCCAGAGGCGAGCCCGGUACCUGUCAGCACAGAACGCGAGCGGGCAGGCUUCCCAGACAUUCCGCCACUUCACAUGGGCAGUGCUUCCAUGGCCAACUCACGCGCAGCCUCACCGGAUUCGCGAGGUGACAUCAUGGAUGCCUUGCUCAAUGACCUGAAUGACCUGGGCGUUGGAGAUGACUUGGCACCCAGUUCGGCACGGCUCUCGCAAAGCCUGGCGCCACCUGCUCCUUACAGCAUCGGCCUGGAUGUGGAGACCUCGGCCUCGACGUGGAGCCCUGAAGAGUGCAUGGAGCUCCGUCGGCUGGUAAAGCGCGUCGUCCGAUCUGGCACCUCCGACAAAGAGCAAAUCUGGCUUCAGGUGAGCAGGGAGAUGGGUGGACGCUACAGUGCUCGUGAGUGUAAGCUCCAGUACGCCCGAGAUUACAAGGCAGACAAGAUGAGGAAGCAAGCUUCUGGGCAGAAUAGGAUGCUUGCUUCCUUGGAUCGUGUGCCAUUCUGCUUGCUGCUGCCUGGGCCGAGGCAAUGGCAGUCGGGUAGGCUGCAAAAUCUGCGACCUUUUUUCAGCGACCUACUGGCAAAUCCAGUAUGGCUAGCUCAACGGCUCCACAGGCAAAGCUCCAAUGCGAGCGAUACCGCCCAGGCAACCAGGAUUCAUUGGUUUGCCUCUGAAUCAGCCAAGACCCUGUGCCAAGUCCGUCAGCUGCUGCAAAAGACAGAACUGUUGUCCCAGCUUGCACGCCUCUGCCUGUACAGGACUUGGCCAGAGUUUUCGAUAUGA
Messenger RNA from Symbiodinium sp. CCMP2592, 2025 nucleotides. Lineage: Eukaryota; Dinophyceae; Suessiales; Symbiodiniaceae. The record is from the annotation of a GenBank genome assembly.